Molecule: messenger RNA, 3704 nt
Organism: Rhincodon typus (whale shark)
Lineage: Eukaryota; Metazoa; Chordata; Chondrichthyes; Orectolobiformes; Rhincodontidae
Gene: shld2
Product: shieldin complex subunit 2
Exons: 9
Coding region: 169-2874 (901 amino acids)
Biological process (GO): regulation of double-strand break repair via homologous recombination
Cellular component (GO): nucleus; site of double-strand break
Source: RefSeq, a predicted model, not a curated record
CUCUGUCCGCAAUUCGAUGGUAGAUUACGCAACACGUAUUGAGGGAGGAAAGGUUUUGAAAAGAAGGCUUAUCGUCAAUGUUCGCCGCUCUGACAUUGUCAGUGCCAGAGGCUAAACCGGUUAAAGCAAUGAAAUUCAGCAUGUGAAGACACCACCUAUUAUUCUAACAUGAACAAUGAAAAGAAAGUUCACAUUUUCCUUGGAGCACCAGCCAAUUUGACACAGCGGAGAACAUCAGCAAAAGAAGCAGUAGCUGAUGGCAGCUCCAAGAAGUGGCUUCAGUGCCAGUUCUUGUAUGAUAACAAAUCUCUCAAUGCUAUUCCUAGAAAGUGCAGCAGCAAGGAGUCUCAGAAACAUUUUGAUUGGCAAAUAGCAACAUUACAGCUGGAAAAUCAAUAUGGACAGACUUCUACUUCAAAAAGUGAAGAAGGAAUUAUAGUGGAAACCAGCAAACAUGAUAUUCCAUGUUAUAAAGACCUCAAUGUCAGAAAAGUAGGGAAACGGCACAGGGAAAAAUUGAGCAAUAAAAAAUUGUUGAAUUCAGGAGAGGGUCUGAAAAUAACUGAAGAACGUGAUUGUGCUUUCGUCAGUCCUAAUUGCUCAGGAGAAAACGUCAAGACAUCUUUGAAAUCUGACAAUGAGAGCAGACAAAGUGAGAAAAAUGGGCUUGAGAGUCAGGACUUUCAUUGCAGAAUAACAGAGCAGAAUGCACCUUUGAAAGAAGAUUGUCCAGAGUUUCUCUGUCACUCUUUGAUGGAAUACUUUCAGAAUAUCUUUCCAGCUGAAGAGCAGGAGUCUUGCUUCAGAUGCACAUCAGUAAAAGAAGAUUUAUCAUCUGAUGCCGAGUUCCUCAGUGUGUUAACUGCCAGUCAAGCUGCUCUUUUUUCAUGGGGGCGUCCAGAGAAUCAGUUUAACACACAGGAUUUGAAUGAAAAUGUAAAAGUUAAACUGAAAAAAAACGUGGAUGUCAAUGAACAGUCCCAUCAAUCGCUUACAUCUACUCAUAAUUUUAUUAGACAUUUUGGACAAAGUGCCAGUGAGACAAUGUAUAGGCAAGAUAACAGUUCUGAAAAUACCCCAGAACUUUACAGCUUAUUCAGUGACCAACAACUGUCCACUGAUGAGGCUAUAAAUGGAAGGACUUCAGAACAAUCUUUCAGUCCCUCCACUAAAUGGUCAAAUGAUGAUGUUGAGAUUAAUAUUGAACCAUAUAAUGGUGGGGUCCUGUACUCUCAGGUUUCAGACAAUGCUGAGUGGUCUUUAAAAAGAUCAGUGGAGGUUGCUAAGGAACCUGAGGAGGUAAAGCAGGUGACAGAAACGCCAAGAUCUCCAGUUUGUUUAGAUAGCGAUCCACCAUCAUCUAAGAAAAUAAAAACAAUGAAUUCUGAGAAAAUAUCCGACCUUGGGCACUAUUUGAAGGCAUGGAGGGAUCAGUGGCUAACACCUAAUAUUGGAUUAAUUGAAACACAACAGCUUAAGAACUGCACUGACCGGACUAGGAAGUACCAUGUUUUGGUCACUGUACUGUUCCGCUGUCUCCUUAAGGAAAUACAGAUCAAAUCAGGAACAUUCGCUGGUUGCAGAGUCCCCAUAGCAACUAUUUUGGUUACGGACCAAUCAGGAGUCAUCAUGAAAAUUGCACUGUGGCGGGCUGCUGCUUUCUGGGCACUCAGUGUCUUCCCUGGGGAUGUUUUACUAGUAACAGAUGUCGUUGUACAUUGCAACCAAUGGCAGGGAGAAGAGUUGUUGCAGUCCACCCCAAGGAGCAAAAUGAUCAAGCUGGGACCUUGCCUGCAGAUUCAAAUUGCUCAAUGGUCCCAAACUGUGAACACAGGGAUAUUGAAGGAGCUCAUAGCAUAUAUUUCAGCUCAGCACUCCCACCUUUUGAUUGUGGAACCCACAACCUAUCAGUGCCUAGGGCCCAUGCAAUAUGUGAACAUUAAUGAACUGCAACCAGGCAUGGUAGUACACGCACGACUCAAAGUUGUCCUCAUCACUGUGAUGUCAGAGAACACCUACACAUACUGUGGAAAGAAACAACAGAAGAUGGUGCUGAGUGUGGAGCAAGUCAAAGGUCACCCAAGCACCUUGACGCUUUGGGGAAGUAAGAUUGCCUGGCACUCUCGGAUUCAAAAGAAAUUGGGUCAUGUUUGGGACUUCCAAAAUCUGCUUGUCUUUCAAAAUUCUAUCACUGGAGACCUAGAACUGCACACCACACCUUGGUCAUCCUGCGAGUGCCUGUUUGAUGAUGAUGCAAGAGCCAUUGCAUUCAGGAACAAAUACCAAUCCAGUGAGGCAGCAUCUAUUAAAGUAAUGGACCUUUCCACCCUGCUACACUCCAGGUAUUCAGGAAAUGUUCAAUUAAAGACCCAUAUAGUAGCAAUGCAGUGGAAUACCCAUUCUACCCAUAUUCCCCUGUUCAAAAUAGAUGCGUUUACUCCAAUGGAGGCAAUCUUUGGCUCAUUAAUCCAUUUUACAUACUCUGGCUGUGGAAGCUGUGGCUCUGAACUGGAAUUUGAUGAAAAUGGUAUCUACCAGCAGUGUAUUCCAUGCCUACCAAAUAGCACUGUGAAAAUCUUUUACAGGCCCACAGUACUUGUGCUAACAGACCAAGAUUACCAGAUUGAUGUUCUUAUCUCAUCCAAACUCAUGGAGAAGAUAUUUCUCAAUAUUCCUCCUGCUUCGCUAAGCAAACUCAUAGGUCCAUCUGAUAAUGUGACGUAUGGGAUGGUAAUAGCAGAUUUGUGCUAUUCAUUGUUUGCAGACCCUGCUGACUGUUACAGACUGACUUUGCAAAGCCAGUUUCAUCUGGAUGAAAAUAGCAUCACCAUGAAACUGGAAUUCUAUUUGUUGGAUUUCUGCCCUGACCAUUAACCUCUAACCUUGUUAGAAACUGCAAGGUGAAUUUAUCAAUCCCAAGACUCCCAGGCAUGGUUGGGGCUGCUGUGUAUCAGGUGAGGUUGAUGUAGGGGGAUGUUAUUUAUUAUUUUUCAUUCUCAGGACAUGAACAUCAUUGGCAAAACCAGCAUUUAUUUCUCAUCCAUAGUUUCUCUUGAAAAGGUGAUGGUGGCCUUGAAACUCUACAAUUCGAGAUGAAGGUCCUCCUGUAGUGCAAAUUGAGAUGCUUUGUAACUUGAAGGGGAACUUGGAGGUGAUGGUUUUCCCAUGAAUUUCCUGCCAUUUAUCCUUGUAGGAGCUCACAGGUUCUGAAGUUGCUGCAGAAAAGGCCUUGGUGGCUUUACUGUAUGCAUCCUAUAGAUAGGGCACAGUGUGCUGGUAAUGGUAAGUGGAUCACGAUUAAGAGAGUAAGUGCUACAACAUCACAGGUUCGAGAAAAGUUCCAAGCUUGAUGAUGAGUCUACCCUUAAUGCUUGAGAUAUCAGAACAUAAAAGGGUGUGUUGGCUCUCACAGAUUUCUAUAAUUGCAGAGAUGCCACAAUGUGGAAGUAGUAAGGGCACUGUGGAAGGCGAACCUGCUGCAUUUUCCUCAGGAUAAGAGCAGUCAUGCUCCCAACAUUAUCACUUUGUCAGCCAGCCCAAACUUUGCCAUCCAUGCCAUGGUGUUGCGCGCUUAAACUGGGUCAUCAUGCCCAGAGUUGCUCAAUGACAGGCAAGGGCAUCUUGAAAUUGGCACAAAAGAGAAUGCAUAAGGGUGUAUAAUUCAUUGUUGUUUGUACAGUUGGAUAUAUUCUUUGAUAAAGAUU